GAAAUGAAGAAAAAAGAGAGCAACAGAAAAGUGCCAACAUAACGGAAGACAAGUUAGGAUAUGCUGUCAUGUUUCACCAAAAUUAGUUCCCAUAAGCCAUUAACUCGUCGAAUCUUUCUCUCGGCCUGCAGGAAAAUGGAGUUGUUUGUUGGUUCGGAACACUCCCAUCUAUACCAGAAGUACCGACCCAUUUAUCCCCCGGAACUCUAUGCUUUUAUUGCCAAUUUCUGUAAGACUGGGAGAGGGAGUUUAGAUACGGCGGUUGAUGUAGGGUGUGGGACUGGUUUAAGCACCCUCCCGCUCUGUAAAUACUUCAAUAAAGUGAUCGGGGUGGAUGUUAGUGAGACCCAGAUAAACACAGCACGACAAACACACGGUCAAAGUAACUUGGUGUUUCACACCAGCCAUGGAGAAUGGCUAGAGUUCUUGUCCGAUUCCAGCGUCGAUCUGGUUACGGUUGCUCAGGCAAUGCACUGGAUAGAACCGGAACCAUUCUACAAGGAAGUGACAAGAAUUUUGAGACCUGGUGGUUGUCUGGUAGUUUACGGGUACGGGAAUAGUACAAUUAAUAGUAAGGAUGGCAACAAGAUCAUAGAAAAGUUUUACAGUUAUGACCUGGAAGGGUUCUGGGACACAAGGAGACGCCAUGUUGAAAAUCUGUAUCAGGAUAUAAAUCUUCCAUUUACCGGAUCGGAGAGAUUGGAAAAUAUUUACCAGGACCAAAAGAUUACCAUAACAUGGCCCGUGUUUGUUUUACUUGGAAGAAAGGAAUCGGAAAAGAAACCGUAACCUUAGAUAAUUGUAUCAAAAAGAUUUCAUGGACAAUUCUAAUUAACAUAUCAGAGAAAAUAUAUUUUCAUAUAGAAACUUUUAUCAUGUUUAAAUGCAUUAAAGAAUACAAUUCUUACAAAUGUAAAACAGAUGGG
Saccostrea cuccullata (small rock oyster) is the source of this 926-nucleotide messenger RNA. Its product is annotated as putative methyltransferase DDB_G0268948. Bases 61 to 789 code for a protein of 242 amino acids. Lineage: Eukaryota; Metazoa; Mollusca; Bivalvia; Ostreida; Ostreidae. The transcript has 6 exons. The record is from RefSeq and is a predicted model, not a curated record. Gene Ontology annotation, molecular function: S-adenosylmethionine-dependent methyltransferase activity.